Microcebus murinus (gray mouse lemur) is the source of this 3446-nucleotide messenger RNA. NCBI's taxonomy places the organism in Eukaryota, Metazoa, Chordata, Mammalia, Primates, Cheirogaleidae. The record is from RefSeq and is a predicted model, not a curated record.
ACAGAAUUGACUCCCGAGGAGAGAGCCCAAAAGAUUGCCAAAGCCAUGCGCAAACAGUCUUCUGAAGUCAAAGAGAAGUGGGAAAGUCUAAAUGCUGUUACGAGCAAUUGGCAAAAGCAAGUGGACAAGGCGUUGGAGAAACUCAGAGACCUGCAGGGAGCUAUGGACGAGCUAGACGCUGACAUGAAGGAGGCAGAGUCUGUGCGGAGUGCCUGGAAGCCAGUGGGAGACUUACUCAUCGACUCGCUGCAGGAGCACAUAGAAAAAACCAUGGCAUUUAGAGAAGAAAUUGCACCAAUCCACCUAAAAGUUAAAACAGUGAAUGAUUUAUCCAGUCAGCUGUCUCCACUUGACCUCCAUCCAUCCAUAAAGAUGUCUCGCCAGCUAGAUGACCUUAACAUGCGAUGGAAACUUUUACAGGUUUCUGUGGACGAUCGCCUUAAACAGCUUCAGGAAGCCCACAGAGAUUUUGGACCAUCCUCUCAGCAUUUUCUUUCUACUUCAGUCCAGCUGCCGUGGCAAAGAUCCAUCUCACAUAAUAAAGUGCCCUAUUACAUCAAGUAAGUUGAUUUUCAUUCUGUUUUAUGAUACCAAGAAAAUAAAGUUUUAUUGAUAACUUAAGAGGCUUCCCCACCCCCAUAACUUUUAAAAAUGGAAUUCAGCCCUAUUAUCUGAAUUAAACCACAUAUAUUUAAUAGUUGAAAGAAAUUAGUUUAAAAAUUAGAGUGAUAUUUGUCAUUUAUUAGGUUAGGGCUGGGCUAUAGGUGUGUUUAGCAGAUACUUUGUAAAGCAGAGAUUAGAAUAUUUGGAAAAAAUGGCAAUUUUCAAAUACUCUUGACAUGAUCUUUCUGUAACUGUACGAUUCUAAGUCAUUUUUCUUUCUCUCAGUAAAUUCAUAUAAACUUUCUUAUUCCACCAAAAAGAAAUAGUGAUUUAUCAUGAAAAAGUUAAAUAUUGGUCAAGUGUUUUUUUGUAUUAUGGAAAUUAUCUGCACUAUUAGUGUAGACCAAUCAUUCUUUGUUUUUGUUAACAAAUUGGUUUCUCUUUCUUCUAUGCUGUUUCUUUUUAUUAUGUGACAUUUAAUAAAUUUAGUGUAAUUUACACAGGGUGUUAGUAAGACUUAAUCCUUGGCUUAGUUGAUAUAUUGUCAUGGGACAGAAUGAUAAAUACUACUUCUACAGUCCCUUAAAAUGUAAGUCAUUCAAAUGUAAUGCUAUUGAUUUACAACAUGAUUUAGUAAUAAGAGUCAUAGUCGACCCUAUUUUAUAUGUAAGGUGAACAGCAUAAUCAUGUAAACACUUACUGAUCAAGAAACAGCUCUGUCACAGGUGAGCUAUGUGACCCUAGGUAAGUUAGAUGAAGAUCUCUGGGCCAAGUUUAUUUUAUAUCAUUCCUAAAAUAUGGUGUGGUAUCUCUAAAAUCUAUGCCAAUACUAAUAAUCUACUUUUCCAAUAUACCUCUUCCUAAAAAAUCUGAAGUCAAUGUUAGUGAAAUAGUAUUUUCUUUUGAAGUUUUUAUUGUAGUCUGAGAUGUAUCUUCAGGGUAAAAAAAAAUUGUUGCCAUAAUAUAAUAUAUAGAAAGUAUAAUCAGCAAUAUCUGUUACAUUGUCUGUGGGAAUUUGAUACUUUUAUCAGUAUACAAUCUACAAUGUCCUGACUUGUGAUAAACUUGAGAACAAGGUAUCAAACUAGUUGAUGGUGUCACAUUUGUACAAGCAUUGGGAAAGAGGUCAGAGGCUAGGCAAGUUGGCAUGUCUCUAUUAAAAGAAGAUGUGAUAAUCUAACCCAUAUUUAAAAUCUUUUUUGUAAUUUUUACAUUUUUAUUCCACACUAUAAUAACAAUAACAACAAUAAUAAUAGCAAUAGUAUUAGAGAAUUUUAAUUUGCUUGGGUGAGUAUUGACUUGAAUUGAAUAUUGCGGUUUAGAUAUAAAUCUGAUGUGCUGUGGGAGGUAGAAUAAUAACUCCCCCUCACUCCCCAAAGAUGCCCACCUCUCUAUCCCUAUAACCAGUGGAAAUGUUAGGCUGCAUAGCAAGGGAGAAUUAAGGUUGCAGAUGAAAUCAAGGCUGGGAAUCAACUGACUUUUAAUUAGGGAGAUUGUUAUGGAUUAUCCUGAUGGGUCCAAUGUAAUAUCAAGGGGCUUUAAAAGUAGAAGAGGAUGGCAGAGGAGUGAGGGAGAGAUUUGGAGAUGACAGCUGCUGGCUUUGAAAAUGGAGGAAGGGGACCAUGAUCCUGGGGUGCAGGCAGCCUCUAUAAGCUAGAAAAGGCAAGGAAAUGGGAUUCUCUCUUAGAACCUCCAGAGAAGGAGCACAGCCCUACCAACCUUGAUUUUAGCUCAGAAAGACUUUUUAUGUAGCAGCAAUAGAAAACUAAUACAUGGACUAUACAAAAAUCAAGACACUUCAUGCAAAUUAACUGAAAUUAAUUAAUUUACUGAAUUGACGUAGGAUCCUGAAUCAUCUGAUUUUUUUAAAAAUGCAAACUGGAUUCAGUAAGGCAUAUUUUUUGUUUUACUUAAUAAAGAAAAUAUUAAAUUUUCUGGCUUGAAUAUGUUUGUUUAUGCUAUGGUUAUCUGUUUGAUUUGACACUUUAAAGUCCAUCCUUAAUUUUAGCUCUACUAUUAAAAGGAAUUUCUGUAUGUCCAGGUCAGUUAUCAAAUAUAUAUGACUGAGAAUUAAGUUGUCUAAAUCAGAAUUUCUCUAUUUAGAGUGUUUAUAAUUUGGUAUGAUCUGGUAGCAUUGCAUUCUUGCUCAGCCUUUGAAUUCUUAUGGGGCAGAUUGGUGGAAUAAAAGCUAAUUUUAUCUGGCAUCCCAUUGACUGGGGCACUAUAACCAGCACUGUCAAAUAUAUAUAAUACAGUGAUGACCAGUAUUUUAAAUAAUGACCUUUGGGACUAUAGCACCCUAAAAUAUCUUUUUCAUUACAAGUAAAAGAUUUGACUUUCUUAAACAUAUAUAAAUUUAGUGUUAAAUGUCUUUUAAGUCUUUCAAAUAUUUAGAUGUUUGCUCAUUUGUAUAAAGCAAAUUCUGCUUUUACAAAACUUGUUAAACCAGAAUUUUUUAUUACUUGCUCUGUUGUGUAAUUUAACAGUUUAUUUCCUCAUAAAGAAGGAACAUCAAGCUCCGAAGGUAGAGUUAUAAAAGCCAGUAUUUCUGGAUGAAGAAUUGUUAUGAAAACAAAAUUUAAUUCCCAAAUUAAUGAGCAAGUAAAUGAUGAAUGAAAAGGCUUUUAAUAUAUACUCCCCUUUGCAUGGCUGCACAAGUAAGUAGAAGAAAAAUGUUAAAAACAAAUUUAGCAUGAUUGUCAUGCAACUAGAAUUUCCUGGACAAAUUAGAAUGUAUUAAGUUGCCAAGAAAAAAAUAACCUUCAGGUUAUAUGUUUAAAUAUACAGUUUUAUGUACUCUACUGCUAGAAUAUAGCAAGAAAGUCGAAAGGAGAAUAGGAAGG